AUGGCAGUCCAGGAUCCCACUACCAACGGUUCGAAGCCCAUAUAUGGGGCCUACUACCCCUCCUGGGUGGCCGAUACCGUGCCUCCGUCGAAGCUCAACUUCUCCAUGUACGAUGUCUUGUUUUUCGCGUUCGCAACGCCCAGCUCUGCAUAUGGUGUUAGCCUUGAUGAUGGGUCUGCUUCCACGUUGAAUUCCCUGGUUAGUGCGGCCCGCAAUGGUGGUCAUGACACCAAGGUUGUCCUGUCAAUCGGCGGUUGGGGUGGCUGUGACCAUUACUCCGAUGCCAUGAAGUCGAGCAACAGAGACAGCUUCGUAGACGCAGUCGUGAGCGCUGUCAAGACAUACAACCUCGACGGUGUAGACGUCGACUGGGAAUAUCCCAAUGACGCCGGCGCGGGCAACGGCCAAGGGCACUCGUCGGAGGACGCUGCAAACCUACUCAGCUUCUUCCAGGCACUUCGCAAGAAGCUUGGGAACGAGGCAAUCAUCUCAGCCGCCGUUACGGACCAGCCCUUCAAAGGCCCAGACGGCAACCCACUCUCGGAUGUGUCGGAAUACGCAAAGGUGAUGUCCUAUGUCAACCUCAUGAAUUACGACGUGUACGGGUCAUCGUCGACUCCCGGACCGAACGCUCCUUUAGGCGAUCUUUGCGGCGACUCCUCCCAGCCAGAGUCCAGCGCCCAGGCGGCGCUGAAACAGUGGACUGCUGCGAAUUUUCCUGCGAACCAGCUCUUGCUGGGCAUGCCCCUGUACGGAUACGUCAGCAAGAGCAGCAAGCAGACGCUCCAACACCGCGACGCCGAUGGCGCGAGCAGCGGAAAGGAAUACUACCGAGAGAAAGUGCUGGCCAUGGCGGGGAGACAGUAUGCUGUGGGCGACGUUGCCCGCAGCGUCGACGAGAAUCGGCGAUUCGACACCAAAUUUGCCGAUGAUCAGUCCGUGUUCGUCAAUGGGGGACUCGGGCGCAGGGUCGGGAAAUCUCAGCAAGUUCAUGGGCCAACAGAUGCCUUCAGCGACCUUGUCUCGCAUGGCGUGCUGAAGCAGCUCGGCGACAGGUUCGUGGCCGAUAAUGGAUACACUGAAGGAUGGGACAACUGCAGCGAAACACCAUUCGUAUACGACACGUCGCGCGAGACUCUUGUCACCUACGACAAUCACACGUCGCUCGCACUCAAGACUCAAUGUGCGACAAACUCCGGCAUGGGUGGUGUCUUUACGUGGUCAUUGGACCAGGACCUCGAUAAUACUCUGCAAAAUGCGAUCAGAGCCAGUUUGAGUCUAAACACCAACGGUCUUCUGGGGCGCUGA
This is a messenger RNA of Fomitopsis serialis, 1308 nucleotides long. RefSeq names its product glycoside hydrolase superfamily. The record is from RefSeq and is a predicted model, not a curated record. The transcript has 10 exons. Gene Ontology annotation, biological process: carbohydrate metabolic process; chitin catabolic process. Gene Ontology annotation, cellular component: extracellular region. NCBI's taxonomy places the organism in Eukaryota, Fungi, Basidiomycota, Agaricomycetes, Polyporales, Fomitopsidaceae. The coding region runs from base 1 to 1308 and encodes 435 amino acids. Gene Ontology annotation, molecular function: chitinase activity; chitin binding.